AUGCGAUUCACAAACGCUCUCCUGGCCCUCGGCCUUGGCUGCUCAGUCAACGCUCAAAUUCUCUCCGACAUCGUUAAUGCAGGCAACGUUGCCGCUUCAGCCGUAACCGGCGCUUUCGGGGCAACAAGUGCCACCUCAGGCGCUGCUUCAGUCGGUCAAGUCAUCACUUCCGGUGCUGGCGGUGCACUCAACACCGUCACGUCCGGAGCUGCAUCUGUAGGCCAAGUCGUUACUUCGGGCGCAGGUGGUGCAUUUAGCACUGCUACAUCCGGUGCGGGUGGUGCUUUUUCAACUGCAACAUCCGGUGCCGCUGGUGUCGCAACCGGUACCGUUGCCUCGGGUGCCACGGCACUAGCUUCGUCGGCCACGCGUGUGCCUAAUAACGUUGCAAGUGCCGUUUCCUCAGCCACGUCACGAGCAGCUGCUAGUGCCGCUCCUGCUGUCCAGGCAGGCGCCAUGGCCGGUGCGGGUGCCAUUGCUUACUUCUUGCUUUGA
Molecule: messenger RNA, 495 nt
Organism: Protomyces lactucae-debilis
Lineage: Eukaryota; Fungi; Ascomycota; Taphrinomycetes; Taphrinales; Protomycetaceae
Exons: 2
Coding region: 1-495 (164 amino acids)
Source: RefSeq, a predicted model, not a curated record